AUGUCCGAGUCCGAAGGAGCCAGUCAUCCACCCUCGCCCGAACCGAGCAAUCCCGCACCCGAAGCCUCUCCCGGGCGACGCCGCAGAACCCGAAGAACGCAACUCCAGCAAGGAGCGAUGAAUGAUCUUCCUUACAAUCCAGACCAGACCAUUGCACCCGUUGCCACCCAGGUGCGAGACUACACCGUUCCCAUGACUGGCCAGAUCCAAACGGCCGGUGGCCAGAUGCGAGAAGUUGUCGUUCCCGCGACAGCCCAGGUCACCCACACGGCCGCUGCGGUGUCCGAAGGCGGCGAUCGUCGCGGUCGAGAUACUCUCAAGCUCAAGCUGGAGCUAAACCUGGAUGUUGAUGUCCAGCUCAAAGCCAGAGUUCAUGGCGACAUUACGCUUUCGCUUCUGUAA
Spizellomyces punctatus DAOM BR117 is the source of this 402-nucleotide messenger RNA. RefSeq lists its product as uncharacterized. The transcript has a single exon. Lineage: Eukaryota; Fungi; Chytridiomycota; Chytridiomycetes; Spizellomycetales; Spizellomycetaceae. Bases 1 to 402 code for a protein of 133 amino acids. The record is from RefSeq and is a predicted model, not a curated record.